Molecule: messenger RNA, 3097 nt
Organism: Carcharodon carcharias (great white shark)
Lineage: Eukaryota; Metazoa; Chordata; Chondrichthyes; Lamniformes; Lamnidae
Gene: mrps18b
Product: mitochondrial ribosomal protein S18B
Exons: 7
Coding region: 318-1031 (237 amino acids)
Biological process (GO): mitochondrial translation
Cellular component (GO): ribosome; mitochondrion
Molecular function (GO): structural constituent of ribosome
Source: RefSeq, a predicted model, not a curated record
GUGCAAAACACUCAUUGACACUGAGAUGGGUUUUUUUUUCCGCAAGCGGUUUUUUAAAUUUUAUUUUUAAACUUCUUCCUCCAAAGAAAAUUCAGGGACGGUUUUUGGAUCUUGGUGACAUCGUCGCAAAGCUCACGCGGGUUUCACCGGAUAAUGUUUUUUUUUGCUUGUUUAAGAAAAGGUGACUUUUUAACGAUUGAAAUGUUAUAUUUUUUUAUUAAAGAAAAGAAGCAAACAGGGUACUUUAUUGUCAGGUAAUUAAUUAUUUUUAAAGAAGCUGGUGUCACGGUGACCUUUCACCCUCCCGGCACAACAAGAUGGCGGUGUUAGGGAGCCACUUGAGGGCUCAGCUCAGGAUCAUCGAAGUGCUUCGCGGGGGUUUGCUGAGUGCGACUUCACAAUGGAGGAUGCUGCAACCAGCUUGCCGGCCUUUCAGUACCGCAUCGGACCAGACCACUUUCGACCUGAUCUCUCGCUACAAGGAACGGCCAUGGGAAUACCUGCAGAGCGAAGAGUACGUCGAGCGAUAUGGCAAACAGCCAGUCUGGGCUGACUAUCGGAGGAACCAUAAAGGUGGGGUCCCACCUCAGAAGACCAGAAAAACCUGCAUAAGAGGGGAUAAGCUCAGUGGCAAUCCCUGCCCAAUAUGUCGGGAUCCGAAGAUUCAGGUUGACCACAGGAAUGUGAAGCUCCUGGAACAAUUCAUUUGUUCUCACUCUGGUGUCAUGUAUCAUCCGACCAGAACUGGUAUUUGUAUGAAACAGUAUAAGAAGUUGACCAAAGCGAUACAGGAUGCUAAGGAUCACGGUUUGCUUGGAUUCCAAGUCCCGCACAUUGAGAUCAAUCCGGACGAUUACUCUGGUUCCCAUGGGGCGGUGGGAAAAACUCCACCCCCACCCUGGCAGGAGGGCCCCUGGUACAGCUGGUAUCAGUGGCAGGAGCCGCCUGAGAAGGAGAUCGCUCGGAUUCGUAAGAUGUACAAACCCUUCCUAAAAGAGAACGUCACUCAAACUUCAACUAAAACGUCAUAGCUUUUGAAAUGGUCCCAGCCGCUACUGAUCAAGUUAUGUGGAUGUGGUUCUGCACGUUUGGCUAAAAUUGUUUCAGAAUAAAAUUAAAGCAGUCAAUGAUCCAGCCUACUCACUGGAGUUUGUGAUGGAAUGGGAAUUGAUACUAAACAUCCUGCCUCAGAGCUGCUUCAUUUUGAAGAUUGGACUGUACAUAAUUUAAAUAUUUAAUAUUUAAGCAUUUAUAGUUGAGGGAGCAGAGCUUUGGGGAUGACAGCUUGGAGAGGGUUUAGAGAUUUACUUUGAUGGUACCAUGGAUGAGGGGGAAUUCAGUUUUCUGGAGAGACUAAAAUUGUUUUUUAAAAAAGGUGAGGUUUAAAAGGCAUUCAAAAUUUUAAGGGGUUUUUCAUAAGAGUAGAAGCUUUUCUUAAAUCUGCUAUACAAACAAAAAAGGUUCAUAGACUCGAAACAUCAACUUGGUUUCCCUCUCCACAGAUGCUGUCAGACCUGAGUUUUUCCAUCCUUUUCUGUUUUUGUUUCUAACUUUCAGCAUCUGUAGUAUUUUGCUUUUAUCUUAAUUCUGCUUACUGAAUAGAAACAUUCCUGUGAAGUGCCUGGGCAUGUUUUACUACUUUUAAAGGUGCAGUAUUAAUGAUAAGAAAUUAAUCAAAGGACAGAAAUUUCAGAAUAUGCAAAGUAAUUAAGAGGGAGGAAAUAAAGAAAAAAUGUAUUUUAUCAUCUGCAAUGUACUGUCUGAAAGGAUGGGGGAAAACAGGGUUAGUAAUAACUGAGAAUAUGAUAAAUACCUGGAAGGGCUACAUUGAAGAGCCAGGGAAGGUGAAACUAAUUGGAAUACUGUACCAAAGAGUUGGCCCAAGAAUAGUGGACUGUCUUCUGGGCUAAAUGUUGUGAAAAGGCAUUACUUUGAGGCCAGUCUGAGAAGACAAAUGAUCCCAGGAUUUUUGGCUACUGUGAUGCGCUGGCAAUAAGCUAUAAUCUGUUAUGAUUUGAGGAGGGUGGUAAUUCAUUCACUUUAUGGUCAUCAAAUUGUGCUGCUGUAUCCCUGAUUAUGAGGGCUUAAAACCUUGCUUGCUAGUGCCCACCUUAUUGACUCUUCUUUUGGGGAAGGUAGACAAAGUCAGUAGGCUUUCAGCGCAUGACAUACCUCUCAACCCUCCAAGGCAGCUGUGGUAAAUGAGGUGUGCAAACCAAGCAAACACGGUGGUCCAGGCCAAUAUCAACAAUUAAGUGUUGCAUGAUCCCUGUGAGCCUAUGCAGGUAGCCCAAAGCUUACCAUUGUCUCCUUAUGUGAUUUUAAACCCUUAUGCAGACUGAGGGCAGGGAUGUGUGGUCCUGCAGUCUCAUCUCUGCUAACCCACAGCAAAGCUGUUUGCAGUAGGGUAAAUGGAAUAUGCCCCUGCUAGCAGAGCACAUGCAGUAGAUCAGACAAAAAUAAAAUCUACACUUACUUUCAUAUUUUGCUUUGAGACUCAAAUACGGGGAGAGAAAAAUUGGGCCAGAUAAACCAAAGCAAAAAAAAAAUGAUUCCACAACUCAAUGUGCUGCCAUUGGAGACUAAAAUAAAUAUUGCUCCUACCAAUGUAUGUAAAUUGUGAUAAUUGAAAAUUUCAUACACAUACAGCCAUCCCUUUUCUAUUCAGUAAUGAAUAUUCAAUAAAGUGUUAGCAAUGGGCAGUUAAAAGCUUUAAGAAUGAGGCUCAAUGCACUCCAUGUCUCAAUGAGAUACUGUUCUGCAGCUGGGCUAUGGAGGAAAUUCAGGCUGAACUUUUCUGCUUCAAAGUUCUGUGGUUUGUGAUCUGGAUUUUCCAAUCCAACUUGCCUAUAAACUACUGCUGUAAACCCAGCAUGCAACAUAGCUGAUAGUAGUGCUUUGCACUCUCAACCAUAAAUUUCCGCAAUGGGAAUACCUCAAAUGAGCUGAAAAGGACAAUGAACAGCUGCAUGAGGUUAAGCAGAGGGGCUCUAUCAGUCAGUCACCAUGUGUAACACCCAGUCGAAGCAUAAUUUUAACCAUUAAGGUGCCCUAAUAAUUUUAAUAUUUCAGUUAAUAAAAUCCACUGUUUAUUCUU